Messenger RNA from Suillus subalutaceus, 405 nucleotides. RefSeq lists its product as uncharacterized. Lineage: Eukaryota; Fungi; Basidiomycota; Agaricomycetes; Boletales; Suillaceae. The annotation marks the transcript as partial. The transcript is spliced from 2 exons. The record is from RefSeq and is a predicted model, not a curated record.
AAGCCCAAAACUGGAGGGCAAUGGAGAAACACGGAUCUCCCGCGGAUGAUGUUGGAGGAUGGUGUGUGGCGCAGGAAUUUUAUACUGACAGUCUUUCUAUGGGCGGGUGCUCAGCCAAAAUUUUGGAACAUCGAGUCUGAUCAGCUACUUCCAGCACUCCAGUGUAUUUUUGAUGUUGCUUAUCCAGGAACAGAUCACAACAUCCAGCCAAAAGGCCCUAUCAUAGGCUUGCAAGUGCUGGCAGCCAACCUUCUCGAGGACUAUGCCUUCCUCUAUGAGGAUCCAGAGACCCGCGACCCAGACCAGAUCUACCGGUCCAUAUUCAUGUUAGAAAUGAUCGAGGCUGCCCACAUUAAUGCCGUUGUCGGAUUCCUCGAUGUACCUGCACUCAAUACCCAUGGUCUG